This is a messenger RNA of Pipistrellus nathusii (Nathusius's pipistrelle), 1761 nucleotides long. The record is from the annotation of a GenBank genome assembly. Lineage: Eukaryota; Metazoa; Chordata; Mammalia; Chiroptera; Vespertilionidae.
AUGCCGAAGCCGAUCAAUGUCCGGGUCACCACCAUGGACGCGGAGCUGGAGUUUGCCAUCCAGCCCAACACGACGGGAAAGCAGCUCUUCGACCAGGUGGUGAAGACCAUCGGCCUCCGGGAGGUGUGGUACUUUGGCCUCCAGCACGUGGAUAACAGGGGGCUCCCCGCCUGGCUGAAGCUCGACAAGAAGGUGUCGGCCCAGGAGGUCAGGAAGGAGAAUCCCCUGCAGUUCAAGUUCAGGGCCAAGUUCUACCCCGAAGACGUGCCUGAGGAGCUCAUCCAGGACAUCACGCAGAAGCUGUUCUUCCUCCAAGUGAAGGAGGGCAUCCUGAGCGAUGAGAUCUACUGCCCCCCGGAGACGGCCGUGCUGCUGGGCUCCUACGCCGUGCAGGCCAAGUUCGGAGACUACAACAAGGAGAUGCACAAGUCCGGCUACCUCAGCUCCGAGCGGCUGAUCCCCCAGCGAGUCAUGGACCAGCACAAGCUCACCCGGGACCAGUGGGAGGACCGGAUCCAGGUGUGGCACGCCGAGCACCGCGGGAUGCUCAAAGACAGCGCCAUGCUGGAGUACCUGAAGAUCGCCCAGGACCUGGAGAUGUACGGCAUCAACUACUUCGAGAUAAAAAACAAGAAGGGAACAGACCUGUGGCUCGGAGUGGACGCCCUGGGCCUGAAUAUCUAUGAGAAGGAUGACAAGUUGACCCCAAAGAUCGGCUUCCCGUGGAGUGAGAUCAGGAACAUCUCUUUCAACGACAAGAAGUUUGUCAUCAAGCCCAUCGACAAGAAGGCACCGGACUUCGUCUUCUACGCCCCGCGCCUGCGCAUCAACAAGCGCAUCCUGCAGCUCUGCAUGGGCAACCACGAGCUGUACAUGCGCCGCCGGAAGCCCGACACCAUCGAGGUGCAGCAGAUGAAGGCGCAGGCCCGCGAGGAGAAGCACCAGAAGCAGCUGGAGCGGCAGCAGCUGGAGACGGAGAAGAAGAGGCGGGAGACCGUGGAGAGGGAGAAGGAGCAGAUGAUGCGGGAGAAGGAGGAGCUGAUGCUCAGGCUCCAGGACUACGAGCAGAAGACGAAGAAGGCCGAGAAAGAGCUCUCGGACCAGAUCCAGCGGGCCCUGCAGCUGGAGGAGGAGCGGAGGCGGGCGCAGGAGGAGGCGGAGCGCCUAGAGGCGGACCGCAUGGCCGCGCUGCGCGCCAAGGAGGAGCUGGAGCGGCAGACGGUGGAUCAGAUAAAGAGCCAGGAGCAGCUGGCGGCAGAGCUGGCCGAGUACACGGCCAAGAUCGCGCUGCUGGAGGAGGCGCGCCGGCGCAAGGAGGACGAGGUGGAGGAGUGGCAGCACCGGGCCAAGGAGGCCCAGGAUGACCUGGUGAAGACCAAGGAGGAGCUGCAGCUGGUGAUGACGGCGCCGCCGCCCCCGCCGCCGCCCGUGUACGAGCCGGUGGCCUAUCACGUCCGCGAGAGCCUGCAGGAGGAGGGCCCGGAGGACUCGGGCUGCAGCGCCGAGCUGUCCAGCGAGGGCAUCCUGGGCGACCGCAACGAGGAGAAGCGGGUCACGGAGGCCGAGAAGAACCUGCGCGUGCAGCAGCAGCUCCUGACUCUGUCCAGCGAGCUGUCCCAGGCCCGAGACGAGAACAAGAGGACCCACAACGACAUCAUCCACAACGAGAACAUGCGGCAAGGCCGCGACAAGUACAAGACGCUGCGGCAGAUCCGCCAGGGCAACACCAAGCAGCGCAUCGACGAGUUCGAGGCCAUGUGA